AAGUCAAGUAAACAAACGUCAAAAUAACCUAAAAAUUGCGACGAAACGAACGAGUUGUGACUGUGAAGCACUAAAAUUUUUAACUAAAAUUAAUUAAAAUUCUAUAAAACAUUAUGGCAAAAACUAAGAAUAAAAGAAACGCAGGUCUUGCGGAUAAAGUUCAUAAUAAAAAAAAGCAUGAUAACAACAAAAAGAAGUUGAACCCAUUCGAAGUACACAUUAACAAGGAAAAAAUUAAAGUUUUGGGCAAGAAAUCUAAGCAUGAUAGAGGAUUACCUGGUGUUUCUCGUGCCAAAGCUAUAAAGAAGCGAAAAGAAACCCUAGGCACAGAAAUGAAACUGAUGAACAAGACAAACACAUUCAUUGACCGUCGUAUCGGGGAGCGGGACACCCAGCUCUCGGCUGAGGAGAGGAUGGUAGCGAGGUUUGCAGCCGAGAGAGCCAAGCAGCACAGCAGGAAGAAUGUUUACAACUUGGCUGAUGAUGAGAUUUUGACUCACAGAGGACAAACUUUGGAACAGAUUGAGAAAUUUGACGAUCCCAGGUCUGAUGAUGAAGAUGAUGAAGAAGGCAAGAAAUUUGGUGGGCUUGAUGAUGACUUUGUCUCAGAAGGACAUUUUGGUGGCGGUAUAUUAUCAAAAACUGACUCCAAAGACGGCGCGAAGUCCCACAAAGACUUAAUCGAACAACUCAUAGCUGAAUCUAAAAAGAGAAAGGCAGAGAAACAGAAAGAGAAGGAACAAACUCUCGAUUUGACGGAGAAGUUGGAUUCUGAGUGGAAGGAUUUACAACCUGUGGUGUUCAAAAAGGCUAGGAUGCAGGAGGAGUCCAUUAUUGAUAAGUUGUUAAGCCAAGCGGAGAAGAAGAAUAUGGAUUAUGAUAAGAUGAUGCGGGAACUGAAAUUUGAGAAAAGAGGAACGCCUUCAGACGGUCUGAAGACAGACGAGAAACAAGCCAAGGAGGAGAAGGAGAAGCUGGAUCAGUGGGAGAGGGAGAGACAACAGAGGAUGUUCGGGGACCACGAAGUGCAAUCUCAAGUUCGGAACCCCACAAACAAACAUAGAUCAGCUGAUGAUUUGGACGACAAUUUCGAUUUGGAGGACGAAAAAGAAUUCAUGUUGGCGUAUGACAAGGACGGAAAACCGCUUGUCCCUGAGAAAAUUCUUAAAGAUUAUUCAGUUCCAAAUGCUAAGCCAAAAUAUGAUGAUGGUAUAUCUGAUACUUCUUCAGAAGACAGUGAUGAAGAAGACAAUAAUGAUGAUGAUGAGAAAAAAGAAGAGAAAAAUAGUAACAAAGAAAAUAAUGAAAAAGAUAGCAGUGAAGAUUCUAGUGAGCAAGAAAGUGAAUUAGAACACGACACAGAUACUACAGACAUUGUUGAAACCAAACAGAAUGUUGUUAAAUUAAAUAAAGCGAAGAAACAAAAUGACGUAAAAGAUAACGCUGUAAAUGAAAGGAAAACCGCUGAGACUAUAAUGGAAGAAGAUAAAAAUACAAAAAGUGCAUCUAAAGAAAUGAUUAGAGACAAUGAAGAUUCUGAAAAUGAUGAUGAAACUGAUGGUAAUGAUUCUGGAAAUGACGAAUCUGAUGGUGAAGAUGAAGAUUUAGAUAAUGACGGAGAAGAUAAUGAAGUAGAUGAUUUUAAAGAUCUCAGGGAGUCCGAGGAUAGUGAUGACAAUAUGGAAAAUGUUGAAGACGUAGAGAAGAUUGGAUCGUUCUUCAAAUUGAGGCUUUCUGAAGGUGACAAUUUGAAGGAAUUAUUAACAGGCAAAACGCCAAUACAACAGUCGGCUGCUCUUCAAAAACUUAUAAAAAGCUAUGACCCGAGUCUAUCAGAAAACAAUAAAGAAAAUCUAAGUAGACUUUUCGCUCAUAUGCUGCAAUACCUGAACGAUAUCUUCACAAAUAUAACUGAGGAAUCUGAAGUUAUCAAAUCGUUUUUGAUCUUCGACAAACUGAUCCCACACUUUUUCGACUUGGCAAAAACUAAUAAAGUUUCAACCAAAAAAUUCCUAGUCCAGUUGAUCAAAGAGAAACAUGAUAUUUUCCAAAAACAUCCCAGGAGGGUACCCGAUUUGGACACUUUAAUAUUCUUCAAAUUGGUACAACUUUUGUACCCUACUUCAGAUUUUCAACACCCAGUUACGACGCCAUGUUUAAUUUUCCUGUCAGAGAUUCUGACUAAAUGCAGAUUUUUCGAUUCCUAUUCGAUUUCCAGGGGAUUAUUCGUCACUUCUUUAAUAUUGGAGUACACAUUACUAUCGAAACGAUUAGUACCAUCGGUGAUAAAUUUUCUAAGAGGUAUUCUAUAUUUAUCAGCAAACACAUCAAUUUUAAAUCAGAUACAAGUCGUACCACCGUUCAGGUUACACAAAGACGCAAAAAUUUUGUAUAUAGAAGACGAUUGUUCCAAAAUGGUCGUCCAAAACAAGAUGGCUGCCCGAGAUCUAGUUGUAAAAGAGAUCGAUAACGAUUUCAAAAUUCGAACGUUAUUGGUUUCAGUGUUGCUAUUGCGUGAGGUAUUUAACUUUUUCCACGAUAUGGAAGCUCAGGCGUGUAUGUUUGAGCCUCAUAUUCAGUUAUUAGGUAGGAUUGACGUUGAUAUGUACCCGAUGAAAGUGAGGGACACUGUAGGGAAAGUGUUGCAGCACAUGAAAGAGACGCUAGAAAUGAAGACCUUUACGCAGUUGACAACGGAGAAGAAGAAACCCAAGGCUUUGAGGUUAUAUGAACCUGAUAUACAAGAAGUCUUCACCGGUAGCAAAUCAUCGAAAAUGUCGCGCGAAGCGGCCGAUCGAGCCCGGCUUGAGACUAAGUACAAGAAGGCCAUGAAGGGAGCCCUACGGGAGAUCAGACGGGACAAGGCUUAUAUAGCUUCUGUCAAGAUCAGGCAAAAGAUUCAAAGUGACAACGUGAGGAAAGAAAAGGUAAAACAGAUCUACAAAGACGCGUCCAUACAACAGGGAGAACUGAAUAAAUUGAAGAAAAUUAAUAAGUAAAUGUAAUUUAUUCGUCAUGUAAAUACAAGAAUCAUUAUACAGUUUUA
Molecule: messenger RNA, 3046 nt
Organism: Plodia interpunctella (Indianmeal moth)
Lineage: Eukaryota; Metazoa; Arthropoda; Insecta; Lepidoptera; Pyralidae
Product: lethal (3) 07882
Exons: 10
Coding region: 114-2999 (961 amino acids)
Biological process (GO): maturation of SSU-rRNA
Cellular component (GO): nucleolus; small-subunit processome; Noc4p-Nop14p complex
Source: RefSeq, a predicted model, not a curated record